AUGAGUACUAAAAGCCCUCUCAAAAAAAUCAUCAAGGAGACGACAACUGGAGUUCCAAGUGGAAAUUCCCCCGCGGGGCUGGGAGCAAAUCUGCAACAGAACCAACCUAAGCAAGAAGAAGAUGAUGGCGUGUCUCUCCUCUCGGAUCCAGAAGACUACUUGGACGAAAAUGAAUCGCUUGACAUGAAUUUGGCACGCGGAAACCAGAAGGUGUGGUUCGUCAAGUUGCCUCGGUAUUUGGCAGAGAAGUGGACUAACCCAGAUAACUUAAAUGGCCAACAACUUGGCCAGGUCAAGAUCAGACAGAACACAGGGGGCAACGGCAAGAGGAAGUUGGAAGUCAAACUUGUAUUGAACGAUACACCGGACUCAGAAACGAUUCCUCACGAAUAUGACCUAUCGAUUCUCAACACCCAGGUGCAUAACUCGUAUGUAUUCAGCGAAGAGAACUUGAAGAGGUUCAAGCAGGAGGUCACAGAGAUCGCAGACAUGCCCGAUGCACCGGAGCUCCCCGAUCUUAACCAGGAUGAGUCCCUCGACAGGCGGCCCAAUAAGUUCUUCCGUGUGCAAAAGAACGGAGAGGAAGAGAAGGUGAUUCCGUUUGUUAAAACCAUCCCCAAGAAGACCAAUCUCGUUGGAAAGAUCGUGCAUGACUGCCAAAUAGUUCCUCUGAAGUCAGACCGUAGAUAUGCACAGAUGUUGGCCAAAAGACAGAACAUGCCACUCACCAAGGCUAGACCAAAGGUUACAUUUCUCAAUGAGAUUCCCGGAGUGGUGCAAUCGCAAGCAGGACCAUCGAUCACAGGAAGGAGCACGUCGUUGUUUCUCAAGUCGUCCAAUGCUGCCAAGAACAAGGCCGAUGGCCGUGCCAUUAGAAUGCCCAAGAAAGAUCUCUUGGAUUUGCUUUUCCGUCUUUUUGAGGAGUACGAGUAUUGGUCCAUGAAAGGCUUGAAGGAGCGCACAAGACAACCAGAGACGUACUUGAAGGAGUCGUUGGAGCUGAUUGCCAAUCUCAUAAAGAAGGGCCCUUAUACAUCCAAGUACAAUCUUAAACCAGAGUAUAAGAGAUUGAGAGAUGCCGAGAGGGCAGCACGACUUGGUCAAGCUGCAGGUGAAGAUAACGACAACGAUAAGGAUGAAGAUGAUGACAUUGAGAUGGAGGAUAUCAUCUAG
Molecule: messenger RNA, 1173 nt
Organism: Sungouiella intermedia
Lineage: Eukaryota; Fungi; Ascomycota; Pichiomycetes; Serinales; Metschnikowiaceae
Source: the annotation of a GenBank genome assembly